AUGUUAUUUCGAGGCGGAAAAGGUGGAAUACUCAGAAAGUGUUGUGUUAUGAGAGGUUUUCUUGGUUUUACCGGGUACCAUAGAAGAUUUGUGAGAUGGUAUGGGACUAUAACAAGACCCUUCACUGACAUGCUAAAGAAGGAUAAUUUUGUUUGGACUGACAAGGCAAAAGAGUCUUUUCAACAGUUAAAGACAGGAUUAAUGACUGCACUUGUUUUAGCUCUUCUAGAUUUCAACAAAACAUUCAUAGUUGAGGUGGGUGCUUCAAGGGAAAACAAUGCAUUUUUUGUGGUGGUCGAUCAGUUGAGUAAAGUUGCACACUUGAUGACCCUUACUCAUCCAUAUACUGUUUGCAUUGUAGCUCAAGCUUUCAUGGAUACAGUUUUCAUAUUACAUGGGAUUCCCAAGUCAAUUGUCAGUGAUAGGGAUCCUAUCUUUCUCAAUACUCCAAAACUAUGGCCUAAGUGGAUACCAUUAGUUGAAUGGUGGUAUAACACCACUUUUCAUACAACAAUCAAUGCUACACCCUACGAAAUUGUUUGUGGCCAACCACCUUCAGCUUCAUUACCCUAUUUGCCAGGAGAAUCUAAUGUGGAACUGUUGAAUAGAAGUCUUACUAAGAGGGAGGAAAUAUUGAAG
This is a messenger RNA of Cajanus cajan (pigeon pea), 639 nucleotides long. The record is from RefSeq and is a predicted model, not a curated record. Lineage: Eukaryota; Viridiplantae; Streptophyta; Magnoliopsida; Fabales; Fabaceae.